AUGUGGGAGAAAGCCACAAUCUUGCUUUUUGUGGCCUGCGCUCUGGCUCAGGACCUGUGCUCGCCCGGAGCUUCAGACGGUUACAAAGUGCGUCUCAGCAUCAAAACUGCUCUGGACGAUCAAGCUUACGAGUGGAACACCAACGAGCUGUUCCUGUUCCGCGCUGCGCUGGCCUACGCCAUGAGGAGCUACCUACCUGACCAGCACUUUGAAGUCUCCAACAUCCUGAUAUGUGAUGAGACGCCCAGAGUCUCCUUCUGGUUCGUGGUGACGUCAGUCAAUUCUGCCACGCUGAUUAAGAAGGAAGACGUGGAGAACGCCGUGAGGAAGUCCAGGAGCCGCAUCAACAGUGCCUUCCUGCUCUCAGACCAGACACUGGAGUUUGUGGGAAUCGCACCGACGCUCGCCGCUCCGUUUGUUCCCGCCACGCCGCCCUGGCUCAUCGCCUUUGGGGUUGUCAUGGGAGUCGUGGGCGCCGGCAUCGUCUACUUCCUGGUCUCUGCGGUCCUCCAGCGAAAACGUAAAAAGAAAGGGAAAAUGGCCGACGACGAGGCCAGAGCAGAACGUGGGAUCUCCGGCGAAAACGGAUCUGGGAUUUAUAACACAUCUUUUUCAGACGAGGAGAAAAUGACGGAGAUGUGA
Knipowitschia caucasica is the source of this 642-nucleotide messenger RNA. NCBI's taxonomy places the organism in Eukaryota, Metazoa, Chordata, Actinopteri, Gobiiformes, Gobiidae. The record is from the annotation of a GenBank genome assembly.